Sinocyclocheilus anshuiensis is the source of this 5484-nucleotide messenger RNA. RefSeq names its product hamartin-like. The record is from RefSeq and is a predicted model, not a curated record. The transcript has 22 exons. Gene Ontology annotation, biological process: regulation of cell cycle; negative regulation of TOR signaling; negative regulation of cell population proliferation. Lineage: Eukaryota; Metazoa; Chordata; Actinopteri; Cypriniformes; Cyprinidae. The coding region runs from base 218 to 3679 and encodes 1153 amino acids. Gene Ontology annotation, cellular component: TSC1-TSC2 complex.
UGACUGCGCAGGGAGGGGUUGUGAGGUGUUCAAGAUGGCGGCGCCCUGUGGCGUGCAGUUGCUCUAACAGUGGUGCCUGGAGACUGUAUUGACAGGCGGCCCAGGGACCCCUCCAGGCUGGACAGGACACGGGACGCCUUGAGAGUGACAUCUAAGAGUCCUUCCCCUCUCCCUAGACUGUUUCAGAGACACCCGCUUCCAAACCCUCCAUACCACCAUGUCCAGGGAACAGCUCAACAUGGGGGACCUGCUUCCUCUGCUGGAGACCUCUGACCUCCGCCAGCUGGAUGAAAUCAAGGGCCUUAUCAAUGAACACCUCAACACAGAUCGAGGGUCCGUGCUGCUGAAUGGCUUGGUGGACUAUUUCCUGGAGACCAACUCCGCCCAGGCAGUGCACAUCCUGUCCUCAGUGAGGGAGCCACACGAUAAGCACCUUUUUGAUAAAAUUAAUGAAUGCAUGGCUAAAGCCCCCUGUCGCCUGCCCACUCUCACUCUACUGGGGCACGUUGUCCGUAAGCAGCCGUCUUGGAUCCACAAGAUCACUCGCUAUCCGCUGCUGCUAUCUCUCCUCAAAUGCCUCAAGACAGACACAGAUGUUGUGGUUCUGAUAACUGGAGUCCUGGUGCUCAUCACACUAUUACCCAUGAUUCCCCAAGCUGGCAAGCAGCAUCUCUAUGAAUUUUUUGAUAUCUUUGGCCGUCUGGCUUCUUGGAACCUGAGAAACCUAGGACAUGUCCCGGAGGUUUAUCUCAUUCACCUGCAUGCAAGCGUCUACUCACUCUUCCACCGGCUGUAUGGGAUGUAUCCCUGCAAUUUUGUGUCUUACUUGCGCUCCCAUUACAGCAUGAAGGAGAACAUGGACACUUUUGAGGAGGUGGUCAAGCCCAUGCUUGAACAUGUCAGAAUCCAUCCCGAAUUAGUGACCGGAACCAAGGACCAUGAACUAGAUCCCAGCCGGUGGAAGAAAUUUGAAAUCCACGAUAUCGUUAUUGAGUGUGCCAAAGUCUCUCUGGACCCGAAGGAGGCGUCCUGUGAAGAGGGCUAUGCCAGCAUGCCUGAGCAUUUCUGUGCUCAUCUACAACAACGUCCGGCUGAUUGCACUGCCAGCCCUUACGGCGACUUCCACAGUAGCUGCGGAAGUUCUUCCUCGACUCAUUUCUCCACCCCUCGUCAGCCUGUCAUCCCUCCCUUGGCCCUGUCAUCUUUCUCAGGGACUCAGCUGCCCUAUCGCAGCCCCACUGGAACCCGUUGGCAGAACUCCAGCUGUGAAUUUAAUGCCACAUAUGGCUUUAAGGAUUCCCUCUGGAGCCCCUCCUCCCAGUGUGGCAUGGCCACGCCCCCUUCCUCCUGUGGGAUGUCACCGAACCCGGAACUGUCCCAGAGUGCCUCUCACCUACCAACCCGCCUCUACAGCACACCUGGUGGUAAAGGCACCCCGUCCUCUAGCACCCCUGCGGCCGCCUCACCUCCUCCUAGCCUCUCCGAUGAGUUUUCCCCUGUGUCUCUGCUUCGCAGUACGGCCAGUCCGCCAUGCAAGGAUGGUAGACCUUUAGACCACACCAAACCCGUCUUGGUCAGACAGGAGCCGGUCAGACAGGAGCCAGACAGAGAGCUCGAGAAAACUGGACCUGAAACGAUCAAUCACAGAGAUGGGAGAGGUGAGAACAUGCCCAUGACCCUGACCGAGCUCUCUGUGUACAUGAAGGAGCAAGAACAACUGAGGAUCGAGAAAGAGCGGGAGGACGCUGCCAUCACAGAGGAGCUUCUGAAGUUAACAGAGGAAAAGCGGGAUUUAGCUGGCCUUCGUGGCUUUGACUCUCCAUUCUUCAGCACCACAGAGACCCUGACCGGAGCGCAAGAGAAACCCCUGCCCUCUUCUAUCCUGGGCAGCUCGAUUAGAGACCCUCACAACACGAUCUCCACACCCGACAAGACCGAGAUCACGCCCAUUCCAAAGGGUGCCGCGACUAAAAAAAGGGUUCUGUGUGGAAAGGCUUCUUCUGCCAGAAAAGCUGUGUGUCCGAAAUUAUUGCCACUGACCUUGUUGAUCCUGUGUUUUCUCCCUUCCUUUUCUUCCAACAUUUCCGCAAUCGCUCUCAGAUUGCCCCUGCCAAGUAAGUCAGCUGACUGGACACACUUUGGAGGUUCUGUUCCUCUGGACGAGCUGCACACACUGCGCAGUCAGCUGCUUCUGUUACACAACCAGCUCCUGUACGAGCGCUACAAGCGAGAGCAGCACGCCGUACGCAACAGACGUCUGCUUCGCCGUAUCAUCAAUGCCACCACGCUGGAGGAGCAGAAUAACGCCAUGAAGGACCAGCUGAACCUGCAGAGUGUGGAUAUCAUGUCUUUGAGAGAGAGCCUGCAGGUAGAGCAGCAGAGAUACCGGCAGCUCUGGGACGACCGAGAGACUGUAGUUACACGCCUGCACAGCCAGAUACGCCAACUACAACAGGCCAGAGAUGACUACUACACCAAAAACCAGGAGUUAGAGAGUAAACUACAGGAAUGCCAGAAGCGUAUAGGUGAGAUGGAGGCGGAGCUUCAGAAGGCAAACAACAAGGUGUGCCACACGGGACACCUGCUGAACCAGCUCACUGCCAAGUUGUCAUCGAGUGAAAGUAUACAGCAGCAGUUGAGUUUUCUAAAUAAGCAGCUGCUGCUGCUAGGAGAAGCCCAUAAACUGUGUGUUCAGGAGCUGCAUCAGGCCGGACCAGAUACUAGCAAGGAGGUGCAGAUGCUGCAGACAUCCUGGGGGAAGGAGACGGAGCGUCUAAAGCAGAAUCUGUUACUUCAGAGCCAAAAGCUGGAUGCUGCUCAGCAGCGAGUGGCAGAGCUGGAGACUCAACUUGCUAAAAAAGAGCACCUAAUUGCAGAACAAAAGAAGUUUCUAGAAGAUGUCAAGGCUCAGGCUAAAGGGGAACUGCAGGCCUCUGAGAGCAGAUAUCAGGCACAGAGGCGGGUAACCCUGGCUCUGCAGACUGAGCUUCUGCAGCUCUACAGCAGGCUGGAAACAGAAGACUCCUCUGCCACUGCUUCAGCCUUACCGGCAGAGGGCGCCACUGAACCCCGCGGUUCCACCGAUCCCAGUGUCAUAGUGGUGGAUGGUGCAGUAAAAACAGCCACCAAAGAAGACAGCAAGUCACCUCAGUCUCCACGUGGCAAUGGCAGCACUUUAUCGCCAGCGCAGCCCAUGGCCAGCUCUUCCCCGGCCAACUCCGUAAACGGCAAUCGAGACACUCCCCCACCUUUUCUAGUGGAACCGCCCCCUCACCGUCCUCAUUCCCCGCUGGGACCCCCAGGACCUUUGGUCCCUUCUGACACCCCACUCACUGUAGGCUCCUACCCCUGCACCAAGAGCUUUCUGGGUAUGCGUGCAAGAGAGCUAUUCCGCAACAAAAGCGAGAGCCAGUGCGAUGAGGAUGAAGCCCCGCCUCCGCGUCUCACUGGCCUAUCACAGGGCCUGAAAACUGAGCUCUGCGUGGAGCCGACAACGAAGAGUACAUCCAGCUCCACUGCUGCGCAGAGCUUCACACUCAUCACAUCUGCUAAAGAAACCCAACCUGAUGCUCAGAGAGCCAAAAACCGAGACACGUUCGGCUCAAGAUGCACAGAGAGGCCCAGGCAGCAGCCGUUUAGGAUCAUGGACUAUAACGAAAGUCAUCAGGAGCACAGUUAAAGUUAUGGAAAAAUGGUGAAAGAGAGAGAGGUAGAGGAUGGAGAGAUGUGCAAAUUUAGAUUAUUAGAGCAUAAGGCAAGACUCUUUCAAUUUUCAGUGUUAUCUGUCCCAUUUCCACAAGCCGACAACAGGAUUUGGAGCUAAUAAAUCGGUAAAACCCUCACUAAGAUGGGACAAGUGGAAAGAAUAGACUAAACCGACAUAUAUAGAAGUGGUCACAAAAUGUCUUUUAGUAAUCCCACUGCGUUGUUCGCCAGAAAUGUCCCCGCUGCAUCUUUUAUUUGUUGUUUUUUUGCUCAUUUAUCUGCUCCCUUUAACCAAGUAACUGUUGCAGCACGUGGAAACUUUGCAUUUAGGCUGUUAGAAGCAAUAUAAGUUGAUUAAUUUGUAGUAAUGGUACAGUGCUUACACCCUCACAGCUCACCCGCACAGAGCUGAAGUGUGUGCUUGGAUGCCAGGAGGUGGAUGGUCGGUUGGAUGGUUGUCUUGUGCCAAGCAGGAGUCAGUGUUUCUUUUAAAACCAUCAGGUUUAACCUUUCAGACAUGUCAGGUGCAUUUUCAUGUGCUCAAAUCAUGUUUAUCUUUACUAUGUUUCUGUGUGUGUGUGUGUGUGUGUGUAUGUGUAAAAUGUCUGUUUGUGUGUGUAUGUAUGUUGAAAGUGAUGGCCUGUAUCCCAGACUUGAUUCUGGGUUAAAUUGCACUGUAAGUUGUUACUGAUUACGGAAAAAAUCCGUUACACUCUUGGACUAGACUAAAUCUGGAUCCGAGAAAUGAUACAGCCACAACGAGAGGAAGGUUCGACAUGUUUUUUAUAUAUUUUUUAAUUAUUUAUUUUUUUGUCCUCUUCUCUUUAGCUUUUCAAGUAUUACCAGUGCUUUUAAAAGUUAUAAAGCAACGUAAACAAACAACAGCCAUAGAUUCCUGAUCAUUACCCACGACUAGUCAAACCUAUGAAUCCUAUCCUUCAGUAAUCUCUAUAAAACAUCGUAAGUAAAAUCUAGAUGAUCUAGUGGCCAUUUUGAAGACUUAUCCUAAUAAUAAAUAAGUCUAAUAAAUAAGUCAGUCAUAAGUAAAGUAAUUCGCUUUGACGAUGCAGUCGUCCUUCAGUCUCAAGCUCAGUCAUCAUAUUUGCUCAACACUCAGUAGGUAACUGAUAAUGGUAUGGAUGAUCUGUCUUUUACCCUCUCACUUUUACGCACUUCAAUGGAUAUUAUUACUAAGUUUGCUUUCUCGGUGCCAAAUACUCAAUAAGACAGUGACAGUAUUCUGUAGAGCUUAAAUGUACUGGUUUUUGUUCUAUUAUUCAAGCACAUAUAUUCUUAGACUACCACAUAUCAGUUUGUGGGGGUAAAUAUAAGACUUGAUUUUGUCGAGCUGAGAGUAUGUGGACUGUAGCAAUGAGAGCUGUACGAUGCCAAGUAGACGGUGUAAAAUAUCUCCAAAUUUCUACAAAAUGGCCAUGUUGAUAGUCAGACGUCAUUUAGGAAUUGCGGAUGGGGUGGUCAUACUCAAAUUGUUCCCAAAUCCUGUUGUCCCCUUGAAGUCUCUGCUUCCUUCUGCCUUGCUAUCUAGAGCAUGUACAACAAUUCUCUUUUAAUGCCAACAACAGGAACUAUGACUUAACAAGAUACAAGGUACAAUCAGCGUGGAAUGGAAGGAAAGUAUGAAUUCGAGCUCCUUUGCUGGAGAUGAAAGCUCUUGGGUUUGUUUGGGGAGGAAAGGCAGGGUUGGUUGGAAAAGGUUCUUAAAGCAGUUGCUUGUGUUAACUGUGAAUGACAAAAAUAAAAUCGUCUUCAAUGUUUUGC